ACCGCCUCUUGAACUCUCUCGCCACAGAGCAAAACUCGAACAACCGCACCAUCACUGCAAGCUCGCCGACAAGCGUUUGAUUUUACAUAUAAAGGUUUACGAAGGAAGGUUUUGGGAGUUGUUUCUUUAGAUUUUUUUGAUGGGGGAAGGAGAGAGCAUAUUGGAAGCGAUUUACGAAGAGGAUGGUUUAGGGGAUGGCGAAGAUGUUGAGAUGCUUGAUGUAGAAGAAGGAGAGCUCGUGGAUAGUAACUCGGGAAAUUAUCGGGAACAAAGCGGCGUUGCAGAUGCUAACAUUGAAAGCGAAGGGUCCCAAAGUAAAAGCAAAAAGCGCAGAGCAAAUAAGAAGAAGAACAAGAAAAAGAAGGAUGGUUCGGGGCGUAAAGCUUUUGAUAUAAACAGGUUUGUGUUAGAUACUUGUAGACGGUUAAAAGAGAGGAAGUCGUACAUGGUAUACACUGCUGUGGGAUGUUUGGGGGUUUCUGCAUUAAGUGAUCUUGUUAGAGAGGUGGAUGCAAUUCAAUCUUGUGGAGGUCAGAUGACUGCUGAUGGAAGACGUUGUCGGACAGGUGGUGGGAUAUUAUGGAAUAUCAUAAAAGCACGGGAACCAGCUGCUUAUCGUGAGAUAAUGAAAAAAGCCAAGGACUUUGAGAAGCAAUUUAAGCAACAAAAUGUCGGCCAAGCACUGGCACAGAACAAAGAGAGGUCUUGUCAAGGACCGGCCUGUACACUUGCUAAUGGAACUUCAGCAAGUGUUCCAGAAGAUUCUCAACUAAUACCUGAAAACCUGCAAGAGCAGUUCAGUGCUGAAGGAACACGCAAAUCUGUUCAUGAGAGGAUUAGGGUCCCUGUCUCUUAUGAUGACCUUCUAGGAGAGGAACCAAAAGACGAUAAAUAUGAUCAUUGAAAAAUUGGAAAUUUUGCAAAUUUUGCUUGGCAUCAAUUUUGCAUGCAUAGAUUUAUUGAUACAAGGGAUUUUACAUGGUUUGGGAGGCUACAGAUGAGAUCUUUUUCCCCACUUAAUGAGAGAAUUACCCAGGUCAUUACUCGUUCUUGAAUCAAAAUGCCAUUUUAAAGGUAAAAUUUUUUGAUUUCUCUUA
This is a messenger RNA of Theobroma umbraticum, 1097 nucleotides long. RefSeq names its product phosphorylated adapter RNA export-like protein. NCBI's taxonomy places the organism in Eukaryota, Viridiplantae, Streptophyta, Magnoliopsida, Malvales, Malvaceae. The record is from RefSeq and is a predicted model, not a curated record. Gene Ontology annotation, biological process: snRNA export from nucleus.